This is a messenger RNA of Monodelphis domestica (gray short-tailed opossum), 4942 nucleotides long. It is a transcript of the gene GLRX3, whose product is annotated as glutaredoxin 3. The record is from RefSeq and is a predicted model, not a curated record. Gene Ontology annotation, biological process: intracellular iron ion homeostasis. NCBI's taxonomy places the organism in Eukaryota, Metazoa, Chordata, Mammalia, Didelphimorphia, Didelphidae. Gene Ontology annotation, cellular component: cytosol; nucleus.
CUUUUUUGGAGUUUAAUUACAAUAGGAGCAAGAAAGGAAUUAGAGAUAUAUAUAGAGAGAGAAAGGGGAGAGAAGGGAAUAGGGCUUAAAUACCCCUUCUGUUUAGGCUGGGCCAAAAGGCCCAAGCCCUUAGAUAGCUGGGGCAAAGAAAAGAGAUCAGUCCCUAUCACUCACGUGACCAAAAUGGAGAAACAGUCUCAGAGGCCCCCACCUUCCGCUUCCUUCAGAGCAAGCUUCCUCAGAGCCCAGGAACCACACCGACCAAAAACUCAACCACCUCCUCGAGUCUCCAGACCCUCCUAUCUUUAAGGAAACCAUCCAAGUUGCCUCCCCUCAGUCCUCACAUCUACCAAUCACUCUUCAUCAAUUUCCCUGUCAAUGGAGGCUCUAGCUUAACCCAGGACCGCCCAGAGGUUUCUGGCUUUUGCACAUGUCUGUUGAAGGUCAUAUUUUCAAAUGAUUAAAUCUAUACUCCUUUGCUACAGCCCUUUCUAAAUCCUGUUAACUUGAGUAUGGUAGAGAUUGGAAUAAUUAAAUUUUGAUCUAGGCUGCAGCCCUUACUCAAUCCUAUUAGGACUGAAUAGGGUGGAGUAUCUCCAUUGUAUCAAUUCUAAAAUCAAUCAAGACUCAAAGAAAUUCCUGUUCUAUGCUUAAGCAUAGGUCAAAGUCCUUUCCAUUGUUCAGCAAAGGGUUUCUGUCCUAAAGUAAUCUGAAGAAGGGAAGAGAAGGAACCUCCCAUGCCAAUGGAGUUCCCAUUCCAAUAGACUAUCAGUAAGAAAUUUUCCAAGUAUGAAAUAUCCCAAUGGUGAAAUUUUCAACAAUUAUAAGUCUAAGGAAAUUUGAGGUUUACAAUCCCCCCUGAUGAUCAUUGGGAGACUAGUCUCCCCAUUGAUCAUUUAACAUAAUCAUUUUGUAGUUCUAAAUUCACUUCUAACUAAAGAUAUACACAAUAUUCAAUUUUCUAGGAGAAAUUAGAAUAGUGAGAGAGGAAAUAGAAAAGAAAAGAAAGCAAAACCAAUGUUUGCUAGGCGCAUUGACAGAAAGCCAAAUUAGGGGCAGUCCCUUUUGGCAUAAAUGUUACAAUAAAUGUUCAAUCAAAAGUUCAGUCCAAUCAAUCACAUCCAAAGUUCAUUCUUGAUCUUCUUGAUGAAGUGUAGGUUUUCGGCAUCUUUCUGCAACAGUUCAUUCUCUGGAUAUAAAAGUUUCAAGCUUCUUUCUUGAAGAUCUUUUCUCAAACAAAAUCAAAGUCUUUGAAUUUUUUAUAACAGUAAAAUCUUAAACAAAAGUCUUGGAUUUUUAUAAAAAUAUAAUCUCAAACAAAAAAAAUUCAAAAAUUCUUAGAUUUUAAAUUAAAAUACAAUACAGAGUAAGCUUUGGUGGGCAGUGCGCGUCCCUGCUGGAGGAAAUGCACACAUCAUUGCCAUCCCUGAUUCAAGAAAGAGAACCUGAUUUGAAAUGCUUACAGCCUUGAGGUAAUGUUGGGGACAAAUCUCUGUUCUUUGUUUUUUUUUAAACCCUCACUUUCCAUCUUAGAAUCACUACUGUGUAUUGGCUCCAAGGCAGAAGAGCAAUAAGGGCUAGGAAAUGGGGAUUAAGUGACUUGCCCAGGGUCACCCAGCUGGGAAGUGUCUGAGGACACAUUUGAACCCAAGACCUCUCAUCUCCGGGCCUGGCUUUCUUUCAAUCCACUGAGCCAAACCUCUGUUCUAUCCUUGCUAGAGCUCAUUGUACAUGGCAAAGGGGACUGGAAGCUCUUUCUGCUCAAGAGGACAGACUCAUCAAACCAUGUUUUGAACAAGGGACCUCAGAAGUCACUGGGUCCAACUCCUUUAUUUUAGAGAUGAGGAAAUGGGGCCCAGGGUGCGAAUGGGCUUUGCCUGAAGUUACAAAGGUGGUAAAUGGCACAGCUAGAAUAUCAACCCAAGCCCUCUGGUUCCAAAUCCAAGUCAUGCCUGCCUGCUUCCAGUGACUCUUUGGGUGUCCAAGGCCCUGGAGGACACCUCUACUAAGGGAGGCUGAAUUUACACCUACAGAGGAGCCCUACCUAAACAGGAUGGGGCUGAGGAGGAGGAUCACUGUGGACUGCAGGAAGGAAUGGAAAAUAAGGAGCCUGGACUUACUGGUCUGGUGUGCCCUGCAGACAGACAAGACCAGGGGUGGAUGGGGUGUAAGACCUGGGGAGGGCUCUCAGGUUCUUGGAGUAAGUAGGAAAGAUGUCUUGGCUCUCCCUGGGAUGGGGCAGGAGGCCUUAGGUGGGAAGUGGGAGACUCUGGUCUUUCCUCUUUGUCUUCUCUCCAAGCCCUGUCAGGGGCCCUUCUUUGGGGUUGGUGCCAUGUUUAAUGCUCUUCCUAGGCUGGAGGGGAGAGCGAACCCUUCCAAGAACGUUCUUUCUUGAGUCUCCUUCUAGGUUCGGCUACCCACUUCCCCUCCUCACACAGGGUCUUUCUUCUGGGGCACCUCCAUGGGAGACAAGUCACUUUUGAGCAUUGUACAAAGAUGAGAGUGACAUGCUUUGGAAGUUUAAGGGUGCUUGGGAGAAGCCCUCUGCCCGGGGCUCCCCGAUUGGGGGUCAUACCAGCUCCCCCCCUGCAGAGAGACAAGGGCAUGUCAGAGAAGCUGGGGUGCUUGAGCAGGAAGGGGAGCCCAGCUACUGGACGCCCUUUACACUGGGGCUUGACUGGAAGUUGGGUGACUCUCGAGGGUCCAGGACAAGAGGCCUGCGUGGUAGGGCAGUCUGGAAGGGUUUGGCGGGGCCAGGAGCAGCGCAAACACCCAAAACCGGGUGUGGAGGGCGCAGGGAUUGUGCCUAUGUGCCUCAGUUUCCCCAAGUGUAACAAGGGAGGGUGGGCUCAAUGACGUCACGCUGCCAUAUAACCCAGGACCCUAUGACAUCACUUCUGUGUCUGAGACUUGGAUGAAGCAUCCGCAAAGUGGGAGGGUACCUAACAGGGUAGCGAGCCGGACUUCCACCCAGCUUUCACCACACCCCACUCCGAGGAAGAGGCCAGGUUUCAUUGUAGCUGUCCAGCCGCCCCUUUGCGCCUGCGCCAGAGGCCGCGGGGCGAGGCCUUUCCAGACGUCCCCUCUCCCGUCCCUGCCCACUCCUUCCUCCAAACACACACCUGGCUCUAGCCGCCGGCAGGCAUAGUAACCCUUCCGGAGGCGGACUAGGCCUAAGAUCCACAUUCUCCGUCUCCUCCCAUCUGCUUCCGGGUGGCCCAAUUAUAACCUCUUCUAUAGCUAGGAGGCGGGGCGGAGGGGGAAGAGGGCGGGGCCUCUCGUGACCUCUUGCAAAGCUUUCCCUUCCUCUUGCUCUGCCACCCAGGACCCAAUGGCGGUCAAGGGACGGGAGGGUCUUAGAGGCGGAAGAGGCGGGGUUCCCUCCUCCUCCUCCUCUAGGCUAUCCAAUCUCAGCGUCGCUCGAGAUUGGAGGCGUGGUCUCUCGGUCUCUCUCCGUCUUAGCUGCUCUCAUUCCUCGCCUCCCACUUACGCAGUCGCAGCUCAGCGCUCGGCUCUCGGCGUUCGGCGCGGCCGCCUGGUCGGAGGCGGAGCCAGGACCGGCGCUUGUUUGCUUUUCCCUGACGGCGGUGGCGUCGGCGUCGGCCGGGCGCGCGGGCGUCGGGCGUCAAGGCAAGCAUGGCGGCCGGGGCGGCGGCAGCGGCGGCCGAGGUAGCAGCGGGUGUCGGGGCCAGACCCGGACCCGGGCCGGGGCUUGAGACCAGGACUCAGCCUGGGGCUCUGUUGGAGGUCGCGUCCCGAGCGCAGUUCGACGAGCUGCUGCGCCACCGGGCCAGGUCCCUGGUUGUCAUCCAUUUUUGGGCACCAUGGGCUCCCCAGUGCCUCCAGAUGAAUGACGUCAUGGUGGAAUUAGCUAAGGAGCACCCCCAAGUUGCAUUCGUGAAGUUGGAAGCUGAAGCCGUUCCUGAAGUGUCCGAGAAAUAUGAAAUCAGUUCUGUCCCAACCUUCCUGUUCUUUCAGAACGCCCAGAAAGUGGACCGGCUGGAUGGCGCCCACGCCCCUGAGCUGACCAGGAAGGUGGAGCGCCACGCUUCCAGCAGCGCCCUUCCCCGCGGCUCCAUGGACCACACGAGAGAGGACCUCAACCUGCGGCUGAAGAAGCUGACCAACGCCGCCCCCUGCAUGCUUUUCAUGAAGGGGUCCCCCCAGGAGCCCCGCUGCGGCUUCAGCAGGCAGAUGGUGGACAUCCUUAACAAGCAUAAUAUUCAGUUUAGCAGUUUUGAUAUCUUUUCGGAUGAAGAAGUACGUCAAGGACUCAAAGCCUACUCCAAUUGGCCCACUUAUCCUCAGUUAUAUGUAUCUGGAGAACUCAUAGGAGGACUCGAUAUCGUUAAGGAAUUGGAAGCUUCCAAAGAACUAGACACGAUUUGCCCCAAAGUUCCUAAGCUGGAGGAAAGGCUCAAAGUACUGACAAAUAAAGCUUCUGUGAUGCUGUUUAUGAAAGGAAACAAGCAGAUGGCAAAAUGUGGAUUCAGCAAGCAGAUUCUAGAAAUACUUAACAAUACGGGUGUGGACUUCGAGACGUUUGACAUAUUGGAGGACGAGGAAGUGCGGCAAGGGCUCAAAGCGUAUUCCAACUGGCCCACGUACCCCCAGCUGUACGUGAAGGGGGAGCUCGUCGGAGGCCUGGACAUCGUGAAGGAACUGAAAGAAAAUGGUGAAUUGUUGCCUAUCUUGAGAGGAGAAAGUUAAGGGGCUGCCACUGCCACUGGGUGCAGAAGUGCUGUGCAGGCGUUUCCUGAGCGUGGGACGAUGCCCGAGGGAGCCCUGGGGAGUGGAGAGCGGCCAGGGGCAUGUUGCUCGCCUCAUCACUGGGUCUGACCUCCUUCCUUCCCUCCCAAGGUCAAGCUGAAAGUUUCCCAUAACCCACCUCAGGAGGUUCCCUUCAACAUCUCAAAAGUCAAUUAAAAAUGGAUAUUAAAAA